Guyanagaster necrorhizus is the source of this 660-nucleotide messenger RNA. RefSeq lists its product as uncharacterized. NCBI's taxonomy places the organism in Eukaryota, Fungi, Basidiomycota, Agaricomycetes, Agaricales, Physalacriaceae. The transcript has 5 exons. Bases 47 to 568 code for a protein of 173 amino acids. The record is from RefSeq and is a predicted model, not a curated record.
UGCCCGUUUAAAACGAGCCGUUUUCCUUGACCAUUCACCAGCAACCAUGGCAGCCGAACUCCCAGAGAUGAUUACCAUCGGCAAAGGUGUCACCGUCACAUUCUUGAAGGACAACAAGUAUGAGACACGUAUUUCUGCCUCAGGCGUACCAGGCGAUGAGGAACUUUCCCUUCCUUUACACUGGCACGAAAAGCAUGAUGAAUACGUACUCGUCGUCGAAGGCAAGUUACAAAUGACUCGCGGGACAGAGAUCAGAGUGUACGGCCCGGAGGACGGUGAACAAAUGUUCGAAAGAGGAAUUCCGCAUUCACUUAAGAGCGUCGGCAAUUGUGUCAUCUUGGACAGGACCGUCCCUGAUGAUUCGAUCAAACAACUCUUCAUCAGAAAUAUGAUGGCAGGCGGCUCUAUGAGUACGGAUUUUUUCGACAUCAUGCAUAACUGUUACUAUGGGGAUGUGAUCCCUUCGCUUCCGGGAGGCAUUCAUUGGCUCGAGAAAGCUUUCCUGACAUUGUUCGGAUACUACAUCGCGCCAUUGUUAGGAUAUCAAAGAAAGAUCAAGACGCUCUAGUCCAUAUGGUUUGAAGUAAAGCCAAGAAAUGAUGUACUAUACAAAACCAGGACACUGAACGGUUGAAUAUGCAAGAAAGAAUUGGUAUCGCA